AUGGGAAUUUUUGGCAGAAAGAAAUCUCACAAGAGAAGUGUUUCCAAUAGCUUCCAAGAUGCUCGGAAGAGUGUCGUUAUCUCCAAAAUGGAUCAAGAUAAAUUGAAAGUCAGAACCAUUGGUGUCCAUGAUCCAAUCUUGAACGCCAUCAAUGAGCAACAGCCUUUCCAGGAAGCGACAAUGCAAAUGGAUGCUUCAAAAUUGAAUUCAUUGUCAAUGAUGGCAUCCAAGAAGCCAUUCAAUGAUGCGUUUGGCAACCCAAUUGUCAGAGGAGACAUGUCCAACCCAACGAGACCUAGGGAUGAACGUCCAAUGGAUACUAUUAGAUCCUUUGAAUAUGCCAUUUCUGGAGAUCCUUUCUACAAAAGUAAUUUAGAGACUCCUCUUUAUGGCUGGAACGUCAGGCCAACGUACCUGUCGCAACCUGGAAAUCUAAGAAGUGGAGACAUGAUGCCAAACUACCAGACCAAUCCUUACGAUAAUUAUGCAAAUCAGAAUCACUCUACAAUUCCAAGAACUUUUGAGCAGCCAGUCUAUCAACCAAAGAAGAAGGAGCCAGAGCAAAAGAAAAAGAAGAGAGGUCUUUUUGGCAAAAGUAAGAAAAACAAGGCUUGA
Saccharomycopsis crataegensis is the source of this 615-nucleotide messenger RNA. RefSeq names its product DUF2406 domain-containing protein. The record is from RefSeq and is a predicted model, not a curated record. The transcript has a single exon. Lineage: Eukaryota; Fungi; Ascomycota; Saccharomycetes; Ascoideales; Saccharomycopsidaceae. The coding region runs from base 1 to 615 and encodes 204 amino acids.